AGUCAAAAACUAAAGAACGGCAAAUAAAGGAAAGUACAAAAAAAUAUAAUCGCAAGCCAAGCGUAGGACUUCAAAAAUAUAGCAACAAUAAGUCUUCUAACCAACAUGUUAACAAACACAAGAUUAACAAAUUACGCAUAAGCCUUUUUAUAUUUCCUUUUGGUUUUUCCCCCGUCCGUUUCUAGUCGUUGUCUUCUCUAAAAAUGUUCUAGAAAGAACAGAUUUAUGAAGAGCAAUUCUGUUUUCCUCCCUCCGCUCAAAGCGGAAACUAUUCCACUCGUGAAAUACUCUACAUCCGGCGACAUAGAAACACACGCCGUACAACCUGAAAAGAUAACCAACCAUGGCAGCCUGUAGUUCACCCGAUUAAAAAAACGUAGCAGAGUUCGAGUCACGUGUCCUGCUAAACUUCUUUCUAGGAAGUAUCUUGUUCAGUCGUGAUAGCUGAGAUUCUUACAGUGCUCAACUGAAAAUCACCAUGACGGAAAGAAGCACAAGCGAUCCUGAAGACGAAGGACGAACAUGUUAUAUUUGUUAUAACACUGACAUUCAAGGUCAAAAUGGUUGGCUGAAGCCGUGUCGAUGCAGUGGAUCAACCAAAUGGGUUCACAAUACUUGUCUUCAGCGUUGGAUUGAUGGUCAGCAACUGGAAGAUUUGUCAACCAAAGUACGCUGUCCACAGUGCAAUACAGAAUUUACCAUUGUUUAUCCAAGUCCAGGUCGUCUUGUAUAUAUAAUGGACAUGACAGACAAAGUCAUCUAUAAGAUGUGUCCAUUCUUGGCUGGAGGUAUAUUUAUAGGCUCAGUCUAUUGGAUGGCUGUUACAUAUGGGGCUGUUACUGUGAUGCAGGUGUUGGGCCACAAAGAGGGCCUGAAUGUGAUGGAACGGGCUGAUCCAUUAUUUUUAUUGUUUGGAUUACCUGCCAUUCCACUGACCUUGAUCUGUGGAAAAUUGGUCAGGUGGGAGGACUAUGUUUUGCGGCUGUGGCGCAAGCACUCAUCUCGGUUACCUCUUAUUAAUUAUCUUUUCAAAGAUGAGUGCUACCGUGACACAAGCAUGGUUGAAGGCCGUACGGAUCAGACCAACCCAAUGUCAGCUACUCGAGUCAUGUGUGGAGCAUUAAUACUACCUACCAUAGCUACAUCAGUUGGAAAAAUAGCAUUCAGCUCAGUCCAGUCAAACUUCCAGCGUACUCUCCUUGGUGGUGUGGCAUUUAUCAUAAUCAAAGGCUUCCUCAAGAUCUACCUGCGUCAACAGCUUUACAUUCAGCAACUGAGUCGUAUAGUGAAGGACUUUAAUGAAGAUGAUGUAUCACCUAGCUCCAGUGUUUCUCCCAGCAUGGCUACAUCAAUGGCAUCAACAGCAACGUCAGACCAUCAGUGAUUUUCUUUUGAUGUAGUGUGCCACCAUGUCAUUAUUGUCCUAAUUAUUUCUGUUGUCAUUGCAAUUAUUGUCAUUGCAAUUGUUGCAGAAAAGAAAGAUUGGAGGUGGUGGUGUGUUGUGUGUGCGUGUAUGUGUUCAUUGCUGGUGGUGGGAGAUGAAAAGGAGUAGGCGGCAAAAUGAGAAGGUAAUUGGUUGAGAAGAAAAGAGUAAUAUAGUCUCCCUCUGUCCUCUCCAUCAAUUUCAUUCUCUUUCUCAAUGAAAUUUGAUAAACUUCAAUGAAAUUAUCUUUCCUUUUAAUAUAUUUAAAAGGCAGAAAGAAGACUUUUAAAAUAAAGCGAAGAAAAUAGAAAAAAAAAAAGUAAUUAAAAAGGGGAAGAAAAGUAGAAAGAAAGUGAAGAUAUUCAAGUGCACAAAUUUAUUUUUAAUCUUAAUUUCUUUUCCAAAUCUCUCUUUCCUUUUCCUGUCAGCUAUACACAUGAAUGAAUAUGCAAACAUACUUGUGCAUUCAUACACUGGCAUAUAUACACAUACAUCUUUGUGCAUUUCACACAUCUAUUUACAUCAUCACGAAUCAUGCAUUCACAGAUACUUAUGUAUCAACACACUUAUAUAAACAUAACCAAUGUCAUCAAUCUACAUAUGCAAUUACAUACACAAAGACACAUGUACAUAUGUAUAGGCACAGUGUUGCUGCCACUCAUUCAAUUGCCUGUUGCCCUUAACGACCAGCACCAAACAUGUAUAAAGGAUUUUUUCAGAAUGAAUGUAAAAAAAAAAAGGGAAAGCAGAAAUAAGUACAGAAACCCAUUUUUUUUUUUCUUCCAGAAAUGUUUUAUAACAUUUGUCCUUCUCUUAGCUGUUGUUAUUAUUGACUUAGUUGGUUCUAACUGAUCAAAAUUAUAGCAUAGAGAUAACUGAUCAAAUGCUCAUUACAAAUCCACAUGUCCAGCAUCCUGGAGCUGCAAUGCUUUUAUGCCUAUAGGAUGUCUAGUAUGUCAAUAUUGGAUGCAACUUAUCCUGUGAUCAACAUUACAACUGUGGCUAUCUCAUCUUCAGUUUUGUGCCUCAGUGUCUGGAGUUCAGUUUCUGAUUAGUGCUGGUUUUACUUUUUGAAUCAUCACAAUUAGCUCUGAAUGAGCAGAUGUAUGACAUGAAAGACUUGGGUUGAAAAAAACCAUUCAAUGUAUUUCUAGUCGUGGCCAUUUCCUCUUUAUUAUGGGGCAUGUUGUCCUAAGACAAGAUCCAAUAUGUGAUAAUGAGCAAGUUGCUUUGAAUGGAAGAGACUGAAUAUUUCCCAUAUGAUGAUUGGUCUGAAGAGACAGUAAAGAGUAGUUAUAAGACAAGUUUUUUUUUUUUUUUUAAAGCAAAGGGAGACUUGGUGUAAACUGAUCCAGAAGAGGAAGAAAGAACUUGCUCAAUAAUCUUAUAUGAACUUAAAGUUUAUAAAAGCUGACCAUUAUGAAAUGGUGUCAAGAGGAGUUAAUGAUUAUCAUUCAUAAACUGAUGUGAAGUGACAGAAUGAUUGGUCAUUAAUAAAAUUUGCAAAAUGUACAAGGCAAGCUUAGUAAUUCGUAAACUUGUAGAAGGAGAGGUUAUUCGCAAAUUAUAAAAUGUGUGGUGACAUGGGAGGAAGUAUGGUUUAUAACAGAAUUUUACCAUUGAGCUGACAGAGUAAGAAAUUUGAUAUUUUUCUAUGCUAGGUUUGAAUUUUUUUAAAUGCGUUGAUAUUCUGGUUUUUCCAUAAAAUGUCAAGAUUUUUAUUUGUUGCAAAAAUAACAUAAUAGAAACCUUUUGUAUCUCAAAGUAACAGAGUAGUUGGAAAUACUGGAAAGAUUAUACUUGUGUUUAUUUUUUACCAACUGAAAAUGGAUUUGGUGAUAUGAGCUGACCUUGAAAUUAAAUAAACCUCUUACUGUUGGUUAUUUUCAUUUUGAGAGGGAUUUGAUCUUCACACUUUACCAAAAUUGUAAAUUUCUUUUAGCUUAGUUCUCCACCAUGACUGAAUGGUUAAGAAGUUCACAACCAUGGAUUCCUGAGUUCAAUUCCACUGCAUGGCAUCUUGAGCAAAUGUCAUUUUCUAUAACCUUGAGUAAAGUGAAGAUGGGUGGACAGAAACUGCAUAGAAACCCAUCAGUUUGAUUGUACCUGUAAUUGAAAAGGUGCAAUCCUUGUCAUACAGUGUCUUGCCAUUUCUACCUGAGAAGGGUACACUUGUCUGUGAUAUACUUAGCCACUUACAUGUUAUUUCAGAAGCAAGUUAUUCAGCUAAUAGAACAAGUGAAUCUCCACCAUCAAAUCACUCACCUGCUUUACUUCUAGAGAAGCAGACUGAGGAAUGUCUUGUGCUCUACUCAAAGUAAAGGAUAAUAUCAAUAACAAUCCUUUCUACUAUAGGCACAAGGCCUGAAGUUUUGGGGGACGGGGUUUAGUUGAUCACAUUGGGGCCCCAGUGCUUGACUGCUACUUAAUUUAUCAACCCUAAAAGGAUGAGAGGCAAAGUUGACUUGGGCAGAAUUUGAACUUGCAAUGUUAAGAUGGAUGAAAUGUUGCUAAGCAUUUUGUUCAAUAUGAUAAUGGUGCUGCCAGCUUGCCACAUUCACAAUAUCAAUAAUAAUAGCCACCGUAUUACUACAAUUUUUAUGAACACUUAAAAGUUACCAAUGUUCCCUUCACAUAAAUGAGACAAGAAUUGUUUAGUGCUAUGUUUGGAGCGUGUCUUUUUUUUAUAUUUCUUUGCUGCUUUCGCAAAUUCUCAUGGCUCUGUCACCAUCCAAUUCCAUUAUUAUGAACUUGAAUUGGGAGCUUGAGUCACAGUGAAUCUUUCAUUAGCUAAUUACACAACCAUGGACACCACCCAUAUGGAAGCUUUGCAGUUACUCUCGAUAGAUUUUGGUGAUCCUGACCGUUUGAUCUCCUAGGAUUCCUCCGCACAGCACCAAUGUAAAAAGCAUUGCUGGCUUAGUCGAGCUUUUCUGCUACCACUUCACAGUUGCCAUGAUGCAGUCCCAUGACCUUGCCAUAUCUCUGGCAGGAUGGCCAAACAGGUGCUAUGCCUUGCCAAAAGGCAGCCCAUAGCUAUGCAGAGUACAGUCGUCACUCUGUGAGGUAUUUUCAAAUACCCUCAUACUCAUGGUAGCUUUGGGUAUGCUACUACAACCUCACAUUACAAUAUGUAAGAAGUAUUUCAAUAUCUUGUCCUGGGAAUACAGCUAUUACUAAUGAAUUAUUGGAUGUACUAAUAAUCACCACCAUUACUCUUACAUCAGUAAUUGUUCUAUCAGAGAACUGAUCAUCUUGAUUGAAUCACGUCAUCUGCAAUAAAAUAUAGUCAUUACCGUGAGAUAACUGAUAAAAUCACCUGUAUUGAACUAUUUUGUAACUGUGGCUGUCUCUUUAUUGUUGAAAGAUACAGAAAGUUAAGUUAUCAGGUAUCAAGCAACUAACAAGACAACUGGUUGAAGGGGCUGGGAAUUUGUAGCCUGUCACUGGAUUAGCAUUGUACCUAAGGUCAAAACUCAAUACCACAUCCUUGUACUGUAGUUGCAGUUAAUACAGUGAUUUAAUUCACAGUUGCUAGCAAUAGCAGCACAUAUGCUUGCAAUUCAGGGUUUUAUUUUACUUUGUGAGAACAGUUGAUUGCAAUAAAUUAGUAUUCUGUACAGUGA
Messenger RNA from Octopus sinensis (East Asian common octopus), 5049 nucleotides. Its product is annotated as E3 ubiquitin-protein ligase MARCHF5. Lineage: Eukaryota; Metazoa; Mollusca; Cephalopoda; Octopoda; Octopodidae. The transcript is spliced from 7 exons. Bases 479 to 1384 code for a protein of 301 amino acids. Gene Ontology annotation, molecular function: zinc ion binding. The record is from RefSeq and is a predicted model, not a curated record.